Aphanomyces astaci is the source of this 852-nucleotide messenger RNA. RefSeq lists its product as hypothetical. The transcript has a single exon. The coding region runs from base 85 to 762 and encodes 225 amino acids. The record is from RefSeq and is a predicted model, not a curated record. Lineage: Eukaryota; Oomycota; Saprolegniomycetes; Saprolegniales; Verrucalvaceae.
CAACAAUCUGCACUGCGACGCAUUGUGCAAUUUGCCCCCUCCCACACACUCCACGUUAUAUUCACAGCACCAUCUCACGGCAACAUGCCGCUCGAACCGAAAGCAUUGCUGCCAGCGUCACCAUUGAUAAAUCCUCCCCUGCCAACUGUCUUGGUGCGUUGUGGUGUGACUACGUGUGCCCGGUUUGCCAAGCGAGAUGGUUUGUGCCUUGGCCACCAUUACGACUGCAGCAUGCUGCCAUCGCGACGACCACUGCAACCACAACCAGUGGCACCAGUCGCCGUAGCCACAGCCUCCACGCUGCAUGCACAGCGCAGCAGCAUCGUCCGUGCUGCUGCACAACGUCAGUAUGCCCCGUCCCUGCGUCCUUCAGCUGUGGAAAACGCGCAAAUCGAACGAAUGAUUUCAAAACCACAUUGCCGAACGCUCAAAGAUAAGUGCUGUGCGAUUGCCGACUGCCACAAACUCGCCCGCAUCGACGGGUUUUGCACCAAACACAACAUGCAGUUUGCCAGCCAAAAGCGCAAGUGCGUUGUCGACGCCUGCACUGCCUAUGCCCGCACACGCGGCCUGUGCACUCGCCACGGGGGCGGCAAGACGUGCGCUGUCCACGGCUGUAAGAUCGUUUUACAGACUGGAGGCGUGUGCAGAUCCCAUGGCGAGGGACCUCGGUGCAAAUAUGUCACGUGUGUGCACUUUACUCGCGCUCGUGGCCUUUGCAGUUUGCACCGGCCCGAAACCGAAGAAACUGUCGAGGCAUAAAUAGGAACCAUGUAGCGUAAGCGCAAAAAUCCAAUAUACAGUUAACAACAGUAAGAAGACUUUUUCCGAGACGUUAUAUCGGAUUAUAAC